AUGAGUAUUGCCUACCUAGAUCCUGGAAAUAUAGAAAGUGACUUACAAUCUGGCGCCAUCGGUCGAUUUCAGCUCAUUUGGGUACUCCUUCUAGCUCAUGUACUCGGAUUGUUAUUACAGCGACUUGCUGCUCGAAUUGGUGUUGUAUCUGGAAAACAUAUGGCUGAGAUUGCUCAUUCAUACUACCCACGAGUGCCUCGAAUAAUAUUAUGGAUCAUGGUUGAAAUUGCUAUCAUCGCUUCCGACAUGCAAGAAGUGAUAGGGACUGCAAUCUCUUUAUACUUACUAACCGAUGGAUUCAUACCUCUUUAUGCAGGUGUAUUGAUAACAAUAUGCGACACCUUUACAUUUUUAUUCUUUGAAAGGUAA
Strongylus vulgaris is the source of this 369-nucleotide messenger RNA. Lineage: Eukaryota; Metazoa; Nematoda; Chromadorea; Rhabditida; Strongylidae. The record is from the annotation of a GenBank genome assembly.